AUAAAAUCCAAUGUAUAUGGAAGAUAAAAUGGUACAGUGAUUUGGAAUGCAAAAUCCCCGGCGAACGAUAAUAAACUAAAAUGCUCAAAAAUGCAAUGGCAAGAAAAAAGCGAGGAACAAAGCGAUAAGACCUGGCGAUCUGUCAUACGAAUGGCAGAUGAUUCCACAGUGAGUCCAAGUUCCAGUUGAAUCAUUCUCACCGAGAAUAACUCACACAAUCACCCAGCCACACUGAUAAAUCAAAAGAGAUUGUCGGGCAACUGGUGUUUGUAGACUUUCUGUGUGGUACCGUGCAUUUGUAUCAGUUUUUCGCAGUAGUAGGAGAAGAGAACGGAGAGAAAUAGAGAUAGCAAAGAGGUACCAAGCAGUUGCCAGCUGGUUGUCGUUUCGAGUGUAACGUAAGCUCCAAUGAAAUUCAAUUAAUCCGAAUGUUGAUAAUUUAAAAAAUUCCCCAAAAAGAAAACGAGCCAAUGAGUCAUGAAGUGCUUGGAGUUGUCUUCAGUGGAGAACAUCUAGAGUAAUGGUGUUGUGAAUAAAGUUCUUCACAAUGUCGUCGAUAUUUUCAAAGUUGAUCGACAAGACGUCAUCGAAAUACGGCGUCAGACAGGAAACGUUAACUAGAGCUGUUGUUGGAACAGUGACAGCACUUUAUCUUGUCAAGCUGACGUAUCCACACCUUGUUGGGAUCACCAAGAAGCUAAAGACAACGAGAGACCUCGGUAAAACUCACCAGAAGAAUGGAAAAACCGUUGGUCUAUCUCCAACCAAGAGAGUCCCCAACGUGGGACUCGAUAGAGCAUUUGUCAAGCAACUCCUGGAGCUUCUCAAGAUCAUGGUACCAGGAUGGCGUUCCAAAGAGGCUGGACUCCUCACAGCAGCAACAAUUACACUCCUAGCUAGAACAUUUCUAUCGGUUUACGUAGCAACACUCGAGGGACAGAUCGUCAAGAGGAUUGUCCUCAAAGAUGUCAAGGGCUUCACCAAAAUGCUUGCCAGGUGGUUCGCUAUUGCUUUUCCAGCGACAUUCGUUAAUUCUGCCAUUAGAUAUCUGGAGGGACGAAUUGCUCUCGCUUUUAGGGAGAGGCUUGUUCAGUAUGCCUACAGGAUGUACUUGUCUCAACAGACUUAUUACCGGGUCUCGGCUUUAGAUAAUAGACUUGGUGGUGCUGAACAAAGACUCACUGAUGAUUUAUCCGAAUUAGCUUCAUCCAUGGCUCAUCUUUACUCCAGUCUUACUAAACCACUCCUUGAUUGUGCACUUGUUGGAAUUGCUCUUGUUUCUUUCUCGCAUAGGAUGGGGGCUAGGACAAUACCAGGACCAUUACUAGCAGCUGGUGUAAUAGCAAUAACCGGUCAAGUGCUGCGUCUGGCAUCUCCCAGAUUUGGUCAACUCGUAGCAGAAGAGGCGACAAGAAGAGGAAGACUACGAGAGGCUCAUGCUAGGAUCAGUGCUCACGCAGAGGAAAUCGCUUUUUAUGGGGGACAUAAUACAGAGCACAGGUACCUCAGCACUGCCUACAGGGCUCUGGUCAUUCACCUGAGGAAAGUUCUGGCCCUCAAGCUCUGGUACGUUAUGCUGGAGCAAUUGCUCAUGAAGUACGUCUGGUCAGGCACUGGUUUACUCGUCAUCGCAAUGCCCUUGCUCUACACCAGCUCCAAGACACUAGCCAGAAGUGCUUACAACGAUGGAGAUGGAGGUGUCAGCGAACGCACGCGGUACCUUACAACCUCGAAAAAUCUCCUCAGCUCAGGUGCUGACGCCGUCGAGAGGCUCAUGUCUUCCUACAAGGAAUUGGUAGCACUGGCUGGUUACGCAAAUCGAGUAAGUGAGAUGCUAGACGUCUUCAAAGACACAGCCUUGUGCAGAUACCAGAAGAACGUAGUUCUAAGCCAACAAUUAACCCGAGGUAGUACAAACGGUUCCCUCCCAUCCGAAAAAAUUCUGGAGUUCCGUGACGGAGCGCCUGUGAUAAAAGGUCUAGUAAAGGAAUCGCUGGACGGUAGUAUCGCCCUAGAAAAGGUUCCAAUAGUGACACCAAACUGCGAGGUAAUUGUCUCAAGCCUGACCUUGACAAUAAAGCCAGGAGAUCACUUGCUGAUAACAGGUCCAAACGGUUGCGGCAAGAGUUCUCUCUUCCGGAUAAUCUCAGGCCUCUGGCCGGUAUACGGUGGGAUCUUGACGCGUCCUGGAGACUCGUACCAGAUCAGGACAGGGAGACCCGCCAUGUUUUACAUCCCCCAGAAGCCCUACAUGACUGUUGGAUGCCUGAGGGAGCAGAUAACGUACCCUGCGGACUCCACCAACGCCGGAUGCACCGACGAGGAACUCCUGCAGCUGCUGGAUCUCGUGGACCUGCGUUCCUUGGCUGAGAGGGAACCUGAGGGUCUUGAUGCUAUGGGGGAUUGGGACUCUACACUCUCUGGAGGGGAGAAGCAGAGGGUCGCAAUGACGAGACUCUUCUAUCAUGCACCUCAGUAUGCACUUCUAGACGAAUGCACAAGUGCUGUCAGUCUAGAGGCCGAGGGCCUCAUGUAUGAGACUGCUAAACAACGGGGAAUCACUCUCCUAACAAUCACUCACAGGGUAUCCUCUCUUGCUAAGUACCACAGUUACGUCCUCAGGUUCGAUGGCGAGGGCGGCUGGAACUUCGGUCUUCUCGAGGGACUUGACGGAGUUCAAACAGUCAGGGGAGAAGGGAAGAAACUCCGGGGGAAUACGCUGCAGGAAAUUCGAGAUUUGGUUACUGAAGAAACUCAGCAGCACGGCAUCAGCUGAAAGAGACGAUUACGCGAUCUGUUGUGCUGGUGAAGAAUAGAAUUAGGAUAAAUCUCGGACAAUUGUGAAUAUUUAAAUAAAAAGUUAUCGAGUGAAUUCCAGAUGGGGGAGAAUGCAAUAGACUAAUUCACAUCGAGCUAUAUAUCUAUUUUUUACAUUAAAAUCUACGUGAAAUGUUUAUCACUUGCUACCAGACAGUAUUUCGUGGCAUACAAAAAUAAAUCAAAUGGAAAAUCUUCA
Molecule: messenger RNA, 3016 nt
Organism: Fopius arisanus
Lineage: Eukaryota; Metazoa; Arthropoda; Insecta; Hymenoptera; Braconidae
Gene: ABCD
Product: ATP binding cassette subfamily D
Exons: 6
Coding region: 548-2776 (742 amino acids)
Biological process (GO): fatty acid beta-oxidation; very long-chain fatty acid catabolic process; long-chain fatty acid import into peroxisome
Cellular component (GO): peroxisomal membrane
Molecular function (GO): ATP binding; ATP hydrolysis activity; ABC-type transporter activity
Source: RefSeq, a predicted model, not a curated record